UUUAGCAUGGGUGCAUUAAAUGCUAGUGUGACACAGAUGGUAUGUUCCCGUGUUCCUUCCGCAUGUAGAUUUGGUAGAUUGCCGUUAAUAGUUAAUAGUUUAUAAAUUAUUAAGAAAAAAGGUAGGCUGUGAAGAAUGUGUUUAACCCGCCAGCCCUGAUGGCCCGUCGACUGAGAUAUUUUGCCCUGGCUCUCCUAGUCGGCGUGACAUAUUUGGCUUUAUUUCAUACUGUAAAUUUCCAAGAUUCUCCAGAGUGGCUAAAGGAAGUACAGACAAACUUGGAUCUCUCUGAGGAAAAACUUGUUGUCGUUAAAACCAAAGCAAGAUCAAGGACCUAUGAUUCUGCCGUUUCCCAACUGCGAACUGCAGAAUUUCCACGGACUGAUGGUUAUAAAUAUCAUCGGAAUUCAUCGCGCCUUGCCCGGGGAAUUAGCGACCCGAGACCAACCUCGGUUGGAAAAGAAGGCUUAACGCAAAGUAAUCUGACUCACAAUCCCACUAAGAGGUGCGUUUCUGUGAUGUUUUGGGGUCGCUUAGGAAACUGUCUCUUUCAGUUUGCAUCAGGCUACGCAAUAGCUAAAAGUAACGCAAUGGAUCUGUGUUUGCAUCGUUCUUAUCUAACGUCCUAUUUUCACCUGGAGAAGGACAUCAGGAUCAUUGAAAAGGCAGAAAUGGAAACGUUUAAAAGAGUUAAAGAGAAACAGUUGCCAAUUCACCAACAGCAAUUUGGGAACUUGAAGCAGUUUAAAACUGAUAUUUUUCUGGAUGGUUUUCUCCAAGCAUGGAGGUACUUUGAAAAUUAUGAGAGUGAUGUUAAAAGUAAAUUGCGAUUUCAAGAUGAUAUUAUUCGUGAUGCAGAUUCAUUCAUUAAUUCAUCCCUGAAACACUCCUCUAAUAACGCCCGUGGUAAAAUUACGACGGUAGGAAUUCACGUAAGGAGAGGCGACAUGACUUCUGAGAACAUGGUAGCACUCACAGGACCGCUGCCGGACAUGGCGUACUUUAACAGCGCCAUGGCACAUUUUCAAUCUAAAUACAAAAACGUAUUAUUCUUUAUUGCCAGCGAUGACAUUGAUUGGUGUAAACGUAAUUUCAAAUCAAAGAAUGUUGUUUUUUCGGAAAAACACAGUCCAGUCGUAGAUCUGGCGAUAUUGUCACGAACGAAUCACGUGAUAAUAUCAGUGGGUACUUUCAGUUGGUGGGCGGGGUACCUCUCUGGCGGAGAAGUUGUGUACCCCAAGAAAUGGCCCGCUGAAGGAUCAAUUUAUCAACGUAGACUGAAGAUGCAGGACUACUAUUACCCUACCUGGAAAAGUAUGUAGUGGUUGUGUUACAAGUGCCAGGCCACCUUAUUUUACACAUGAUUAAAAUUGGAUUCACCAUAUGUUAACUAGUCUCCUAGAUUAGAAAGAGCUUAUUUCUGGUUUCGUUUUUCUCUUUCCUCCAUAUUUAUUCAAGAAUGUGCCCAGCGAUUUCAAAGGCCUUUAUCUCAAAAAUGUGAAAUAACAUUAUAAACGCUCCUUCUUCCAAAGUAAUGGAAUUACUGGCUAAUUGAAUGGCUGUUGCCAAGAAGGACAAAAUGCUUCCAGUGCCCUUUCCAAAUGUGUUAGUGAAGAAAUGGACACAUUUCAGGGGGAGAUGUGCUUAUUAGCCUAAAGUUUCCGUUGGUAUCAUGAAUACCGACAAGCAUCCAUAUUAGAACUUC
Lingula anatina is the source of this 1705-nucleotide messenger RNA. RefSeq names its product galactoside alpha-(1,2)-fucosyltransferase 2. The record is from RefSeq and is a predicted model, not a curated record. Gene Ontology annotation, cellular component: membrane. Gene Ontology annotation, biological process: carbohydrate metabolic process. Gene Ontology annotation, molecular function: galactoside 2-alpha-L-fucosyltransferase activity. Lineage: Eukaryota; Metazoa; Brachiopoda; Lingulata; Lingulida; Lingulidae.